AUGUUCAAGACACCGCCGCUUGCCAUCAACGCAGAAGCCAAGAUGGGGGAUUUGACCGGAUACAAGGUUCGCUUGUGUUCCAGCGCAGGGGAGAUUGCGAAGAGUCGCAAUCUUGCUUCAGAGAAAGUCAAGGCACUCGGGCACCCUGGCCUGUCCGACACCUUUUGGACAUUUGCAAAGACUGUCCAGCUGCUCAAGGUCGAAAAAGUCCAGGAUGGUGAGGAACAGAACUUGAGGUACAACAACACCUUGUACAACAAGGCCUUACACCAGGCUGCCACAGCAGCUGUUGCAGUGCUGCGGGGUCCAUCCGGUCCCGUGGAGAAGGCUGCCCGGAGAUUGGAGCUGGAAUUUGGGCGGGGCAUCUUGAGCAGUCAGUACUCGAAGUUGAGCAAGCUGUUAUCGCUGACCAACAAGCUCGCAUCUGCUACCAGAAACGCUGUAGACCUGACGGCCUGGAUGAUCGACUCCUUGACGCUGGCCCUGCGCAUGAACAUGGUCACGCCAGCUAAAUGCACCGAGAAGUUUCUGGAUCGAGACCGGAAGACAGGCGAUGCUGGCUUUUGGUUGUCGCGCAUGCUGGUGGUGCAGGUCUUCGAUUAUGCAGCAAAGCUGGCGAACAAGUUGCCUGAGCCGGACAAGGUUAAGCUGACAGGGAUUUUGGCUGAACUCCGUUGCCCUUCCACAUGUUGGGAGAAAUAUCUCUGCCAUGCUGAUGCUGAUCAAGGGGCUGCUGGAGAGGACGACAUGGACGGCGAGGACCCAGAGGACGUGGAGCGCCCUGUUCCGCAGUCCAAGAUUGGAGCUGUUAAAGAGGGUUUCAACAAAGCCAUUGGCAUGCUUUUGGAUUUGCUGCUGGAGCUGAUGUCGGGGAAGUACUACAAGGAUUGCUGCAUGCUGGCUUCGAGUGAAGAUGGCCUUGCAAAGGCAUUGACAGCUGCACAGCUUGGAAGCUCGGAUGACACGGAGCACGAGGAGCCAUGUGCGCUUAUCACUCAGAUGAAGAUCAUUGUCGACAAGUUCGACAACAGCACGAAGUCCGUUGGUGCCACAUCUGCGGCUCCUGCUCCGAGUUUGCUCCAAAGCCUGGCCAAGGCUUCUGAAGCUGACACACCCGAGGAAUGUGUCGAGCGUGAGCGGCAGUGGAAGGCGGUGCAAACGGAACGCCGCAAGUUCGUGUCGUUCUCGGUACCGAACAAGAUCUCGAAGGACUGCCUAGUCAAUGCGUUCAGAGGUUGCGGCAAGGUCUUCACGCACAAGGGCACCUUAAACUCUUCGCACCGCCUGAUCGUUGCCAGUGCGGAUCUCUUGGCAGAGGCUGGUACCGACCCGUGGCUCAAGGGCACUCCGCCAAGCGAGGAAUGGAAAGAGAUCUGUGCCUUUGCCAAAGACAUUUCUGGGCCCGAGGAUUUCGUUGUACUCUUCGACGGCAGAAUGCGGGAAAUUCGCCGCGUGUCCGAAGACCUCCUGCUGAACCAGCAGCACACCGAGGAGUGCACCAUCGUGUACUCAGGUGGGUGCCCGCCGAGAACUGGUCGCACUCGCCGCGUUCCGCUGGCUGCAAAGAAGGUGGAGACAGGAGCGGUUAAGUUCCCGGUCGCACGCACCAAGAUUCAGACGACGAAGAAAGGCUCCUUCACAGUCUGCGGCGAGGCUUCUACGUACCAAGGCACUUACUCAGGCGUGGAGUACCGUGCGGUUUCUGAAAUGCCCCUCGUGUCUGCAGACACCAAGAAGAAGAUCAUUGCUCCGGCAACAACCGGCGACCUCCCGACACCGCCAGAGGACUGGCAGGAUCGCCACGGCUCCGACGUACCCUUGUUCUGGAACGAGUCGAAGCCGAUAGCAUAUUGGAAUGCCAUCAUUGAGGAGUUUUGCGCGGAGGCAGUGUUUGACCUCACGGCUGGCACCGGUGCUCUGAUGGAGGCUUCUUUGACUGCCGGCAUCGCAUACCACGGGCUUUGCAGCCUCAACAAGGAGCACAUGUCGUGGGUCCAGGCGGUUGCUGAUCGCGCAGCUUGCGGAAUGAUGGCUUUGGAGGGAUCCACUCUUUACUCGGACGAGAAUGCCAAGGCGGUGAAGAAGCAUUUCCCGCACGUUCUGGAGAGCUUGUCCAACCAAGACGACCAGGACGAGGCCUACCAGACGCCUCUGGGGCAAAACCAGUCUCAAGACGGCUUCUCGUCGGAUGCCCCGGGGAGCUUGCGGAAGCAGGCUGUGAAAGACGGCUUGGUCCCCAAGGCUCGAAGGGCCUUCGUCAUCUGGUUCCAGGAAAACUCCGAAGUCAAGAAAGGCGCUCCCAAGCACGAGUUUCUCAAUGAGAUGAAGCAUCUUGGCGCAGUCUGGCAGGGCAUGACCGACAAGCAGAAGGCACCAUUCAUGGCGAGGAGCAAAGAUGAGUUCAUGGCUCAGCGAAGUGCACUGGCCGUUCUUGGCAUCAGGAUGCGGGGCUCCACGACCAGUGCGGGCGGCCCCGACGAGGCGAAGGACCCCCCUGCCGCUGACGAAUCUGGCGGUCGCGUUGGCCCAUUUGAGCUUAAUGGUGCAAGGGCUCCAAUUGGAGGCGGAGCCUAUGGCAGUGUCUACAGUUGCCAGCAUCCGCAAAGCGGCCUUAACGUGGCGGUGAAGGUUUAUCGUGGCUCCGAUGGCCCCGCGGAUUGCAGGCACGAAGUGGAGCAGAUGAAGCUUCUAAUGAAGGCCGUUCCGCAGCAGAAGAUGAUGUGGUUCCCGCUUCUUGUCAGCUCGGGUGUCACGGGCAGACCUUGGCCAUGGAUGGCUACUAGCCUAUGUGGGCCCAGCCUGGCAACCGCACUUCGAAAUCCUGCGGCGCAUGGCAAGCCGAGGACGUGGUCUGUGGCAGCUCAGCUGAGAAGUGCACUGCAGACCUUGCAUGACGCAGGCAUCCUACACUUGGAUGUGAAACCUGGCAAUGUUCUUUGGUGCCCUUGCACAGAUCAGGUGCAGGUGUGCGACUUCGGCAUGAGUGAGAACAUGGCACGGCUCCAGAAGGCUUCUCAGGCUCCCAGGUUCCUGCAGUAUGUCACGGCUGCCUAUCGACCUCCGGAGCUGUGGCCCGCUCGUGUGAAUGGCGAUGGAGACUGCGGUGUCAGAAAGCAGCUGCUGACUGCAGCUGUGGAUAUGUGGGCCUAUGCUUGCGUGGUGUUUGAGGUGGAGACCGGGAAUCCCUUCAUGCCCAAGGGGGAGGCCGGACUGAGAGCGUGGUGCAAGCAGUGGCCCGAGCUGUGGAAAACACGCAGCGACUUAGCCAAUUGCCCCGCUGCAAGUCACACGUGCUGCACAAAGGUGCUUCGAGCCGGUAAAUGGGGGCUGUUUGUGUUGGUCGGCUGUGCUCCAGACCCCGGAAAGCGGCGGUGGCCGGAGCUCUGUCUGAAUCAGAAAUGA
This is a messenger RNA of Symbiodinium sp. CCMP2592, 3402 nucleotides long. Lineage: Eukaryota; Dinophyceae; Suessiales; Symbiodiniaceae. The record is from the annotation of a GenBank genome assembly.